UCUUGUAGUAGCUGGCCUCCACCAUACUUGUCAGCCGGGCUGAAUCAGCACCGAAAGAACCCGAGGUGCUGGCCCGUCUCGCGGACGCAACAACGCCCUCAGAGAAUAUGUGAUUUGUCAGGGUUGAUCGAGUCUAAUCGAUUCCAACUCGAUAGCAGCGAUCCACCUCCUUUUGUUUUCCCAUCCCUUUCUAGUAGAAACAAAAGUGAAUAUGACACUAACGAUGUAAAUUUUAAUUAUGCACCGUUAUUCCAAUAUCAAGUAGGACACGAACUUAAUAUUUUUAAUGAUGUGAUGCAUAUGGCGACCUUUUUACUCAUGCGUCUCACGCUCCCUUGACGCGCGUCACGUCGAUUUGUCGAUGCUUGUGCCGUGACUUAAGUCGUGUGACUGGUGCAUGCUGCAUUCGUUGGGGAGGUAGUGAAUGAUGUGUCGUCUGCGACGCCUCCAAGAUCUCUGCCAUAGAGCAUAUGACACGAAUCCUCUCACCGCGGUUGUGCUGUUUACCAAGUGAUGUGACGCGAUCGGUUGAUUCGUGCGAAGGCCCAUAAACGACAGUGACUACGACAACGACCACGACAAGUGGCGUCCUUUCUCCCACCACAGCUCUCCGGCUGCGCUCCGAGUCCCGCUUUGCUUCCCUUAUCGCCGCCGCCGCCGCCCCCGCCCGAUCCCCCGGCCACCCUCUGCCUCGAUAGACUCUUCGUUCCAUGGAGGGUCUCCGCCAUCAGCGAUCCCCCGGCUCUGACCGCUUCCUCGGCCUCUUCUCUCCGCCCCCGCCCGACCAACCCGCCGGGGUCGAGCUCCACGAGUCCGAUGUGCUGUGGACCUCACUCGACCCGGCGCCGUCUCUGCCGGAGACGGCGAAGCCUAGCCCUAGCACCUUCCUCUCCCUCUCCUCCCGUGGCGCUCCCCGCGGCCCGAGGGACCGGAGCUUCGGAAUCCUCGCCGCCCUACCGGAGGACGACGGGGGCUGCGUCCCCGCCGCUGCUCCCCCUCUCCUCCAGCGGAAGCCAUCAAUUUCCGCCUCCUCCAACUCCCCGUCUUCCUCGUCCACCACCGCGGCGCGGAUGAUCCCCGCGAUCCCCAGAGCGAAGCCGGAGUACUCGCUCUCGGUGCCGGUGGGGAAAGUGCACCGACCGCAGUCGCUUCCGAUCAAUGUGCCUGUCGUGCCCCGGAGAACGACGGGGCUCGGGGUGGAGGGCGCCGAUGGGGCAGACGACGGAGGCGGGGACGAGCACGAGAUGAUGAUGCCGCCUCACGAGAUCGUGGCGAGGACUCACGGGAAGGGAUCGAGGAUGACAACCUUCUCGGUGCUGGAAGGGGCAGGGAGGACGCUGAAAGGAAGGGAUCUGCGGCGCGUCCGUGACGUAGUGUUGAGGCAGACGGGAUUUGUGGAUUGAUACGUUGUGUGUGCAGUCUUAGCUUGGAACGAUGCCCAAAGUAGAGUGACAAAAUCGAAACAAGAAAGCAUCAUGCAAUUGGUAAGCGGAAAAUGGUGUUUUGAUCCGUGACUGACUAAUGAUCAAGACAAAUUUUCGUAUGGCAGUUGAUGCAAUUGAUCAAGUAAGAAUGUGGGCAUUGCCGUAGACUCUCUGGCUCUUUUUAUCAAGUCCAAAUUUUAUGUGCGAAGGAAGAUCUUGGAGGACAACAGCAUUUCAUUUUAGUGGUUCUAAGUACGUAGGUCGAGAAGACCGAACCACUAUGUAGAGCAAGGGGAUCAUCAACCUCCCUUUGUCACGGAAAUGACGACUCAUGCGAGUUACUAAUUUUGAUAUUCGCACAAAGCUGAUAAAUUUCCUGUAAAAUGCAAGUAUUUUGAUGUCAUGGUGUGUUGAAAUCGCAUCGAUCCAAAUACUUUUAUUGGA
Molecule: messenger RNA, 1868 nt
Organism: Musa acuminata AAA Group (dessert banana)
Lineage: Eukaryota; Viridiplantae; Streptophyta; Magnoliopsida; Zingiberales; Musaceae
Product: protein S40-7-like
Exons: 2
Coding region: 711-1403 (230 amino acids)
Source: RefSeq, a predicted model, not a curated record